Molecule: messenger RNA, 1438 nt
Organism: Paramecium sonneborni
Lineage: Eukaryota; Ciliophora; Oligohymenophorea; Peniculida; Parameciidae
Source: the annotation of a GenBank genome assembly
CUAAAUGAAACAAAGAGAAUUAGAUGAAAAUGAAGAGGAAGAAACUUGUUUUCUGUGUAUUACAAUAAAAAGAAAGAAAUAAGCAAGUAGAAGUUUAUAAACGUAAUCAAAUGAUAAAAUGAGCAUGCAACAUUUAUCAUAUGAUCAUUAAAUAGGUGAAUCUGGAAGAUAAAUUAUGUAGGAUUCAAUUGUUAAAUUAUCUGAAUAAGUAAUGAAAAUUACAGAUUAUCCUAAAAAUAAAUUAUUUUUCUUAAAGAAUAGAGCUAGUAAGGAAGAAAUAAUAGCUAAGAUUACAGAAAAGAGAUUUAAUAUAAAUGAUUUAUCUGGUUCUAUAUUGGGAUUAGAUUCACCGAAAUCUCCUUAAUAAGAGUAAUUAUAAUAAAUAGAACAUACUCCUGAUUAUGUAGCUAGAUAUAUAGCAAAGAGAUUAAAAGAAUUUGUUAUUAUUACUGAUUUAGGUUGUGGGGUUGGAGGUAAUACAGUUCAAUUGGCCAAAGAAUGUCAAUAUGUAAUAGGAGUAGAAGUAGAAGGAAAAUUAAUAGAAUUAGCAAAAAAGAAUUGCUCACACUAAAAUGUUAAUGUAGAUCUAAUUUGUGCAGAUAUAUUUACUUUAAAUAAUUUAAAAACUGAUGUAAUUUUUGUUAACCCAAGCAUAAAUAAUGAUACAAUACCAUAUAAAGACUUAUUAAAAAGCUGUAAUCCAGAUAUCAAUAAAAUUUUAUUGAAUCAUUAAAAAAAUACUAAGAACUUUGUUUUUUAAUUGUCUCCAUAAAUUGAUAUUUCUUAAUUACCUUUAUUACUUAAUAUUAAUUCUCAAUUUGCUUACUUUAGAUAGAAUUGUCCAUCAUUUUGUAGCAUUGAAAUUGAAUAGAUCAUUUUAAAUUAGCAUCUUGAAUAUAUAGUUGUCUAUUGUGGAGAUGUAUGUGAUGUAUUUAUUUAUUAUCUAAAUUUUUUUAGAUAAAAUAAUCAGAAAUUAUUAAAUUUCUUACUAAAUAAUUUCGGAAAGUAUAACCUGAUUAUAGUUCAAUUUAAAAAUAACAUUUAUUUUGGUUAUUUGAAUUGAUAAAUAGAAACAUUGGAAUUCAAAAUCUUAUUUAUAGAGCAGUUGAAGCAAUUAAAUAAAAAAAAUCUAUAGAAAAUUUUUGUAAAUUUAUUAAACAAUAAUUUUAAAUUCACUAAGAUCUUUACUAAACUUAUAUUAAUCAGUAAACUUUUAUUUAAAUUAAGUGAUAAAAAUGAUAAAGAGGAUUUAUACUCUGUAUCAAAACAAGAAAUUGAUUAAUAGGACAUAGAUAAUAUGAGUCCAAGCAAUUUUUCAUAUAAAUAAAUUGAAGUUGCAAAUAUGCACUAUUCUUAUAAUAAUGAAAAUGUAUUUGAAGUUUUUGAAGAUGAAGAAAUAGAUAGACAUAAUUCAUUUGUGAUGAAUGUUAAACAUUGA